Molecule: messenger RNA, 435 nt
Organism: Pediculus humanus corporis (human body louse)
Lineage: Eukaryota; Metazoa; Arthropoda; Insecta; Psocodea; Pediculidae
Product: zinc finger protein, putative
Exons: 3
Coding region: 1-435 (144 amino acids)
Source: RefSeq, a predicted model, not a curated record
AUGAGCAAAGAAAAUCCGAUAUGGAAUUUUUUCACAUUAAAAGAACCACGUAAUUUAGCAUGGGGUCAAACGUGUAGGAAACCACUUAAAUACAGGAAAGGAAUGUCGAAAACGUCAAAUCUAAUACAGCAUCUUCGUCUUCAUCACGUCAAAUAUCAAGCUUUUCUACGUUUUCCGGGUUCCGGGUGUUCGACGACGAAACUUAUGAAGCAACGUUUCAAAUGUAACGAUUGCGGGAGAAAAUAUUCAUUUUUGGGAACUUUGAAAAGGCAUAAAAAAUUAGAAUGUGGUAAACCACCGCAAUUUCAAUGUCCCCUAUGCUCGUACAGGUGUCAUCAAAAAGGUAACCUUCGCGUUCACAUACGUGGAAGACACAAAUACGUUCAACAAUAUUCAUCCGAAACAUUAAGGGGAAAAAGGUACAUGGAAAUUUAA